AUGGAUCCCUGGACCAAGAGCGAGACCGUGGACCCGGAAGUGCGCGCAUACGUCUAUUCGCUCGUCAAUGCCGUUGGUGGCAGUUCGACCUACGACAACAAUUAUUCAAUCGGUGACGAUGCCCUCGCUGUCCUCAAAGACCUGGCGCGAUGGCUCAAGCUAUACGACGAGAAGACUGGCCGGAUGGAUGUGAAGAGAUGUCUGGCGGAAGCAAAUCUAGUGAAGGGCGAUUUAUUGGAAAUCCUCGCGUUGUGGCCGGAGGAUGCAACAAAUCACAAAUCGAAGAGCCGACUUGCGCUUGCUUGUCUGGAGCUGCUGGUGCCGCUAUCAUGGCCUCUGGAGCUGGAUGUCGAGAAGGCAACUAUGAACCACCAUCGGCACGUUCCGUAUCUACAAUUGGCGCAGGUGGGAUACAAACGCGCAGUCCUGCAACAUGAGCAUGCGAAGAUCUUGCGGACGGUGGUCCGUAUUGUCCUCCCGGCCAUGUCGCAGGUGAGAAGAGAUCGGAGUAGACGUGAUGAAGGCAUCAUCAAGCUUGGGCUAUACUUCUUCCGCAACAUGGCCAUGAUUACACAACCGCAGACACUUCCAUCCCAAGGUGACGAGAAUGAAAUUAGUCGGUCUGCAACAAUCGACGCUUUCCACGCGCAAGAUGUGUUCACACUUCUCCUUACCCUGGGAUCAAACAUGGGUGAUGAGUUCAAGGAGCAAGAUGUGCUACUUCUCGAGAUUUUGUUUCAUCUCGUCAAAGGCGUUGAUGCCAAGAAGUUGUUUAUGAAGAAAGCUCAAUUGGCCUCUUCGGAGAUCAACGAGCUCCAGAGUCUGAUUGCUCGGGAGAAAGCAAUGCACAGCAGCUACAAGAAGCACGCACCCACACGGCACAAUCGAUUUGGCACAAUGAUCUGGGUGAAGCGGGAUGAACUCAAAGUGUCAACUGUUUCUGGCCAGACAAGUAUCACAGACGAGACUUCGACAUUACAUCAAAUGGACGCGAGUAAAAAGUUCAAUAAGCCACGGAAUCGUGGAAAGAAAGCACAGGACUCGAGUGAACAAUCAGAUAUUGGAGCACGCAUCGAUCUCACUGAAAGCGCUCGCGGCCAUCUCAAAAGCUUUGUUGAGGAUUUCCUUGAUUCGUCAUUCAACCCGCUUUUUGCAAGUCUUCGUAGAGCAAUAGAAAGCGAAGCGGACCGUCUGCAAGAGACAAUUCACAACAAACAGUAUUUUUACCUCAUUUCAUGGUUUCUAUCUGCUGAGGCGGCAAGACGUGAACAAAAGCCGACGAAUAUCGCAACGGGCACAGACGCGGCAGCGCCAUCCAUGCCCGAAGACAACUGUUUUGCAUACAUUGCAUCUGUCCUCGAUCAAGAGACCUUCGUGCUACUCAACCGCAAGAUGCAAGCCGCUUUUGACAACAAGGAAUGGCAAGAAUUACAAUCAACAUUGAUGUGCUUCACUCAAAUUCUGCAGACUGUGCAGUACAUGUCGGAAAGCAAAGACGAAGAAGAUCAAGAGAUCGCGGAGAAUAUCCAGAAUCGCAUCUUCUACGAGGAAGCGACCCAUGAUCGUAUGGUGCAGAUCUUGCGCGGAUACACGAGUCAGGGAUUUGCGUAUUUAGAUGCUAUCACCGAGUGUGUACAUGUCUUUGUCCGCAUGCUGGAGCGAUACAGCAAACAGAAUGUCGAUCUACAAGUGCGCUCGAAGAGAAGAGCGAGGAAGAAGGCUACAGCGCAGGCCAUCGAGGGCAACAAUGAGGAAGAAGGAGAUGCAGCAGAGCGAAUUCAGGAUGAACGGGAAGCACACGAGACUAUCUCCGAGCGCAAGUUCGACUUCGCCCGUUUCUCUGCUAAAUUUCUCAGUCAACCGUGUGUCGACACAUUUAUUGCUAUGCUUCGGUUCCACGCCGAUCUCAACCCUGCACAGCUGAAGCGCUGUCAUCGAUACAUGUACAGAUUAGCAUUCAAGCAUGAAUUGUCAGUCAUGCUCUUCCGGGUCGACAUUCUGCAUUUGCUCAACAAGCUGGUCAAAGGUCCCGGAGGACUUCCCCCAGCUCUCGAGGGCUUCAAGGAAUGGGAGCAGCUAGUUCAGCACAUCUUCCGACAAUGCUUCAAAUGGAUGGACCGCCUCUCUGAGGGUCAAGGUUGGAAAGAAGCAGCCGUAGUUGAGAUGUUGUUCAGCAAGAUUCCAAACAGUAUCCACUACCUGCAGAAUGGUUACGAGAAGGUCGUGCAGAAGCGAGCUCCCAGGCCUCCAGCCGAGCUCGAAGUCAAGGCUUCCGUACCUGCUGAGCAGAGAGUAGCGGUCGCUGUCUCAAUCCUGAUUGAACAAGCAAAAAGCGACUUAUUGGAUUGGCUGAAGAAGAAGAUCUCUGAAGCGGCCGAUGAACGUAAAGCUUGGGAAGAUGCCAAUGCAAGUCGUGACGCGGAGACUGCUGAGGACGAGCCCCCUGCUGAAGUCCCCGAAUCUCCAACAAUAUUCCUCGUCCCUGGCAAUGAUCAACACAAAGACUCGCUCUUCAAAGACAAGCACCUGCGACUACUUCUAACCGUCCUUGGUCUACAGCGAAUAGGCGAUGCGGAUGACGUUGAUGCUAGCUGGGUCUUUCCCCCGACACUGACCUCGGACAAACUUACCACAGGCUUGGAGCAAAUUCAGAAGGCUGAAUUUGAUCCGCCCACAUUCGAGGGCGAGAAGACUGCUGCGCAGUUGAUACGGCCAAAAUCACUUGGACGUCGUGGAGAGAUGUUCUCGGAUCAUUCCGACGACGACGACGAUGACGGCGUCUUGAACGAUGCAAUGUUUCCCCCAAACCUCAAGGAGAAGCGGAGGCGGAAAGAUGACAAAGAUGAACGUCCGCGAAAACGCCGCAAGCAAAACGGUAUCGAGCUUACCGAGGAGGAGCUCCGAGAUCGUGCAAAGAUGCGACGGAAGAAGGAGCAGGAGAAGAAUGCCAAGAUCAAAUCGAAGCUGUUUGUCACUGAGAGUGAUGAUGAGAGUGAUGCUGAAGGAGAUGCGGAAUUCUUCCGAUUAGAAGAAGAGCGUCGGAGGAAGACGGCAGGUCUCAUCAAGGAGGCGUUGAUAAAGAGGACCGACGACAUUGACGAGGAUGAUUCUGCUGGCGAGACAAUGCAGCGGAAGAAGCCUACUGCACGGAAGAAGACCAAGCGACCAGAAAGCAGCGACGAUGAGAUGCCAGAUGCGCAUGAUGCGGUCGGCGAUGGCUCGAGAAAUGCUCAUACAGAGACGAUCGACAUUUCCGACGCAAACACGUCCUCCAGCGAGGACGAGGCCCUGCUCACUGAUGAUGAUGAUGACGAUGAUGCCGUCCUAUCAGAAGAGGAUGUGCCAACCUCCCGAAGACGAAAUACAGCAAAACCAACACCACCACUGAGGGAACUCUCUGGGAAUGCCGUCGCGAAGCUUGCGAUAAAUGAUGAUGAACAGGACGAUGAUGCGCCCGCGGCCAAACCUGCCGCCAGGCGCAAUACUCGCGCGGGAUUCAUUAUUGACGAUGACAGCGACGAUGAAUGA
Molecule: messenger RNA, 3528 nt
Organism: Dissoconium aciculare CBS 342.82
Lineage: Eukaryota; Fungi; Ascomycota; Dothideomycetes; Mycosphaerellales; Dissoconiaceae
Product: timeless-domain-containing protein
Exons: 1
Coding region: 1-3528 (1175 amino acids)
Biological process (GO): replication fork arrest; DNA replication checkpoint signaling; DNA repair
Cellular component (GO): replication fork protection complex
Molecular function (GO): DNA binding
Source: RefSeq, a predicted model, not a curated record